Molecule: messenger RNA, 1320 nt
Organism: Epithele typhae
Lineage: Eukaryota; Fungi; Basidiomycota; Agaricomycetes; Polyporales; Epitheliaceae
Product: 26S proteasome subunit P45
Exons: 5
Coding region: 1-1320 (439 amino acids)
Biological process (GO): proteasome-mediated ubiquitin-dependent protein catabolic process
Cellular component (GO): proteasome regulatory particle, base subcomplex
Molecular function (GO): proteasome-activating activity; ATP binding; ATP hydrolysis activity
Source: RefSeq, a predicted model, not a curated record
AUGCCUGGCCAGGGUGGCCGCGGCCAGGGAGACCAGAAAGACAAGAAGGAUCAAAAAAAGAAAUGGGAGCCACCUCUCCCGACGAGCGUUGGAAAGCGCAAGAAGAAGAAGGGCCCCGACUCCGCGUCGAAACUACCCGCCGUGUCCCCUACAACCCGCUGUCGGUUGAAGCUGCUCAAGAUGGAGCGCAUCCAGGACUACAUGCUCAUGGAGGAGGAGUUCAUCCAGAACCAGGAGCGGCUUAAGCCCGAGAUCACGCGCGAGGAGAAGAACGAGGAGGACCGCACCAAGGUCGACGACCUUCGCGGAAGUCCCAUGGCCGUUGGCACGCUCGAGGAGAUCAUAGACGACGACCACGCCAUUAUCUCCACCGCCUCUGGUCCUGAGUUCUACGUUUUCAUCAUGAGUUUCGUCGACAAGGACCUCCUUGAGCCCGGGUGCCAGGUUCUUCUUCACCACAAGAACCAAGCGAUCAUUGGUGUUCUUCAAGACGACGCCGAUCCUAUGGUCAGCGUCAUGAAGUUGGACAAGGCGCCGACAGAGAGUUACGCGGACAUUGGUGGUCUGGAGCAGCAGAUUCAGGAGAUCAAGGAAUCCGUGGAACUGCCCUUGACGCACCCCGAGCUCUACGAGGAGAUGGGUAUCAAGCCACCGAAAGGCGUCAUCUUGUACGGUGUCCCUGGAACUGGCAAGACGCUUCUCGCGAAGGCGGUUGCCAACCAGACGUCCGCGACUUUCCUUCGCGUCGUCGGCUCCGAACUCAUUCAGAAGUACCUCGGUGACGGUCCCAAACUUGUGCGCGAAUUGUUCCGUGUUGCGGAGGAGCACGCGCCGAGUAUUGUGUUCAUCGACGAGAUUGAUGCUAUCGGUACAAAGCGAUACGACUCAACAUCGGGUGGCGAGCGUGAAAUCCAACGUACCAUGCUUGAACUCCUCAACCAGCUGGAUGGUUUCGACACGCGGGGAGACGUCAAGGUUAUCAUGGCCACCAACAGGAUUGAAUCUCUCGAUCCCGCCCUGAUUCGGCCAGGACGUAUCGACCGGAAGAUCGAGUUCCCUCUACCAGACAUCAAGACGAAGCGGCAUAUCUUCAAGUUGCACACAUCACGCAUGAACCUGGCGGAGGACGUCGACUUGGAGGAGUUCGUCACUACCAAGGACGAUCUGUCGGGCGCCGAUAUCAAGGCGGUGUGUACCGAGGCUGGUCUCCUUGCAUUGCGUGAACGACGGAUGCGGGUCACGAAGGCGGACUUCACGUCAGCAAGGGAGAAGGUGCUGUACAGGAAGAACGAGGGCACUCCAGAAGGACUCUAUCUGUGA